AUGAAACCGAUUUUGCAAGCACAUCGGCUUCCAAAUUCUCCGAUCUCGGAACAUAUCGAAAGGAGAUUGAGGUGGAGAAAAUUCUUCUCCAAAGCUUGCAUUAAGGCAGAUCUGAUAGCAAUGGCUUCAGCUAUGAGUGGAGAUAAGGCGAAUGGUUCAGCCAAGCUGCCGGAGUCGAGUUUGAAACCCUCUCUGUUGGUGAAAACCCAUCCCGCUCCCGCGAUCGCUGUUUCCUGUUUCCAACCUCCGUUUUCUAUCUAA
Messenger RNA from Microthlaspi erraticum, 261 nucleotides. NCBI's taxonomy places the organism in Eukaryota, Viridiplantae, Streptophyta, Magnoliopsida, Brassicales, Brassicaceae. The record is from the annotation of a GenBank genome assembly.